This is a messenger RNA of Echinococcus granulosus, 1236 nucleotides long. RefSeq names its product SLAIN motif family, member. The coding region runs from base 1 to 1236 and encodes 411 amino acids. The record is from RefSeq and is a predicted model, not a curated record. The transcript has a single exon. Lineage: Eukaryota; Metazoa; Platyhelminthes; Cestoda; Cyclophyllidea; Taeniidae.
AUGGCUACAGCAACAACAGAAUCACACGAAGAUGCGACGUGUUUACAAGGUAUGGCUGUAGAGCACCACAAUUACUACAAUUCGGACCAUGGUGCUUCCGAAGCAGAUACCAGUGCACUUCUCCACUUACAAAAUAAGCAGAUGGAGGACAUUCCCGAGGAGGAGUGCUGGCUCUUCAAACCCUCUAAGGUGACAGGUCCAACUGCUUCUCCCUCAAAUAACUCCUGCUUCCUAUGGGCGCGCGAGGUCUUCGAUUCACCCUCUUCCGAGUUCUACCACCGUCGCCGUGAUCUUUUGAACCGGCUUGAGUUUAUUCUUGCCACAGAACCGGCCAAACGCCUACCCUACCUUGGUGGAAGCGUUCCUGCUCUCAACACCAACCUUCCUACCGUCGCUCCUACACCCCUUGCCAAAUCUCGCGCCAUCGGCGGUGGUAGUGGACAGAAUUUUGGUCCGGGUAGCAGCGCUACUUUCAUUCGUCCAAAACGUCACGCCUCUGAGAUGGUGCCACAACACUCGCAUCAGCGCUCCUCUCCCGUUGGCAACCGCUCUCCAGUGCCUUUCAAGACCUCUUCAGGUUCAACUGACGAUCUGCAAAAUGUCGCCGACUUGCAGAGUAUGGCUCGUAAACAAGAGGAUGAACUGAAAGCAGAAGUUGCGGCUAUCUCCGCCCACCAACAAGCCUCGCGCAUGGGUAGUAGCCAACAGUCUCUCAAUUCGGCUAACCGAUCCGGCCAAGAGAGCCCCUACAACAGCCAAUCGCGGCUCAAUGUAUCCUCCAGCCCCUUGCCUAGCGACAUUGCCAAGCAACAGAUGACAGCCCUGCGACUAUCACUCGACAGCCAACGCCAUGCUUCAGCAGUACAUCGUGGUGAUGGGAGCGAAGAGAAUAUGAUAGUAGAUGGUGAGGCGAGUGUCACCUCACCGAGCCUGCGAAGCAGUCUGAAUCAGAUGCAGCCACCCCUCAUGGAUAAUUUUCCUCCAUCGGGCGCUCAACAAGCGGUGAUUGUGGGCAGACCGAUGGGCAUGAUGGUUUCUCGCCUGCCCGCUCCAAUACGUCGGGGGCCUCGGUUCCCCAGCACUGAGACUCUCCCCUCUUUCGGUUGGGGUGAUGGUCUCUAUCCCGGUGGACCGAUGCGGCGUAGCAGCCAGGAGCAACUCGCCGCUCGGCGCAUUCCCAUGCCUCCGCCGCGCUCGGGUUCCUCACUCUCUAGUGUAGGACUUCAGCAACAGUAG